Rhinichthys klamathensis goyatoka is the source of this 1720-nucleotide messenger RNA. RefSeq names its product myeloid-associated differentiation marker-like protein 2. Bases 713 to 1624 code for a protein of 303 amino acids. The transcript has a single exon. NCBI's taxonomy places the organism in Eukaryota, Metazoa, Chordata, Actinopteri, Cypriniformes, Leuciscidae. The record is from RefSeq and is a predicted model, not a curated record. Gene Ontology annotation, cellular component: membrane.
CUCUAUUUAUAGAGCUGGUGGAGCCCGUGGCCCUGAGCUCGGCAGAACACACUCAUUAAAACCGCUUUCCCUAGUACACUUCAACUCGAAGCCCAGUGCCAGUGUGUGUGUGAGAGUGGAAACAGUGCUAGAGAGAGAGAGCAAGAGUUCUAAAGGUUAUCAGUGAUAAAAGUUGUCUGAAGAAAUUGGGAACCUACGGAGACCAUCUCAUGUGGGAUAUUUACGGGAGCUUGCUCGUCUUCUGUAUUAUGAAGAGACGCUUCAGCUGUAGCAGGUGACAUUCGACUCGCAGGGAACUUUCUGCAUAGAUCGACUGAGAAACACCAAGAGAAGACCUGCGAGAAGAAGGUGACUAUGUUAAGACUCCAGCUGUAAGGGAGCCGUUUGAAUUUGAUUGAUUGGAACUUUGGAACUUUGGAACUUUGGAAGUAAACAACAGCGAUGAUUUGAUUUGAAUUUAAAAGACAAUUCUCUUGUGCUCAAACUGUUGCUUUGCUAUAUUUUGCUCGUCUGUCUUUUGGAAAUCUAAAAGCACUGUCCGUUCACAUCCAGAGUUUCAGCUGUAAUCCGAUCCCACACACUCGACAGUAAUUAUAAAGCAGGGCUGGGAAGCAGUACAGGAGAUUUGUCAUUAAGGCACCCUAAAUAAAGACUCAGGCAAAAGGGCGAGGUUUGUGGAUUUCGGUCAUCUAGAUCCACCUAAAAACGGCUCAUGGACCCCCAAGGAGGUCAUUACCUAAACAAGGCAGCGGUGCUGUCGGGACUCGGUGCUGCCCGGAUGCUCCAGCUUCUCCUGGGCUGCACCACGAUGGCCCUGGUGGCCCACAGCGCGGGAUUCAGCGCCACCUACGGCACCUUCUGCAUGUUCGUCUGGUGCUUCUGCUUCGCCGUCACACUGUUGGUCUUCACCCUGGACGUGACGAGGCUUCACGGGUGCAUGCCUAUCUCCUGGGACAACUUCACCGUGGCCUUCGCCAUGCUCGCCACUCUCAUGUACGUCACGGCGUCGAUAGUGUAUCCCGUGUACUUCCUCAGGUCGGAGUGCCCAUCCGAGGGAUGCGAGGUGAGGAACUACCGAAUCGCAGUCACCGUUUGCUCAAGCGUCUGUUGCUUCGCCUACGGAGCCGAGGUGUUUAUCACACGGGCCAAACCGGGGCAUGUGGUCGGAUAUAUGGCCACCGUAUCCGGCUUGCUUAAAGUGGUCCAAGCCUUCAUAGCCUGCAUUAUCUUCGGCGCCCUGGCCAACGACAGCGAAUACAACCGGCACAUCCCGACUCAAUAUUGCGUGGUCGUCUACAGCCUGUGCUUCGCCGUGACCGUAGUCGUCGUGGCGCUCACCGUUUCUGGGAGGACGUCUUCGUUACGCUUCCCCUUCGACCGCUUCGUGGUCGUCUACACCUUCCUGGCGGUGCUUUUGUAUCUGAGCGCUGCCGUGAUCUGGCCGGUGUUCAGUUUCGAUAAGAAGUACGGAUCCCCGGGGAGACCGGGAGACUGUCCGAGAGGAAAGUGCCCUUGGGACAGCAAGUUGGUGAUCGCCGUGUUCACCAGUGCCAAUCUGGUGCUGUACGUCACCGAUCUGGUGUACUCUCAAAGAAUACGGUUCGUCUCGCAUUCAUCAGCAUAAAGCCAUCUCUUCUCCAAUCCGGUGGAUUUAUGAAUACCGGAAAUUAGUUACAUACAGACAUGCCAAUUAAAACAGCUGUGUGUACUAGUAUAAUUU